Messenger RNA from Lagopus muta (rock ptarmigan), 5229 nucleotides. RefSeq names its product solute carrier family 4 member 5 (gene SLC4A5). The record is from RefSeq and is a predicted model, not a curated record. The coding region runs from base 99 to 3662 and encodes 1187 amino acids. Gene Ontology annotation, cellular component: plasma membrane. Lineage: Eukaryota; Metazoa; Chordata; Aves; Galliformes; Phasianidae. Gene Ontology annotation, biological process: regulation of intracellular pH; transmembrane transport; bicarbonate transport. The transcript has 27 exons. Gene Ontology annotation, molecular function: monoatomic anion transmembrane transporter activity; sodium:bicarbonate symporter activity; solute:inorganic anion antiporter activity.
AUGCAACGUGCAGGGAGGCUUGGCACCCUGCUCUGCUAUUCCCAUUUAGCAAACAGGGAUAAAGCAUCAAACAGACUUUGCUUCUGCUGAGACUCCAGAUGAUGCCAGAGAGGAGUGGUUUCCUCCCGAGGCAGUCCAGGCUCCUGCAUCCAUCAGCACCCACUGCAUCCCCACACCGAGCGCAGCCCCUCCAAUUUCUGAGUGCUUCUGGAGAGCCAGAGCUCUCACCACAAGUCAGGACCAUGCUGGAGGAUGAGGAUGGGCUGAGCGAGAGGGGGCUGAGCAGCUCGAGGAGGAGAUACGACGAUGAAGAAGAUUACCAUUCCAUCUACAUCGGGGUACCGGUGCCCCGGGGAUACCGGAGGAAGCGGCGUCGGCGGCGAUCAGCCUCCAGCCGGGACCGGACCAGCGAGAGCGAGCGGCACUACGAGCGGCAGGAGCGCUCCGACACCGACGACGGCGGCCACGUCUGCUACGAGAGCGGCAAUGAUAACGCCAGCAGGACCAUGUCUCCAGCUGCUGAACGUCUCCGUUACAUCCUGGGUGAUGACGAUGAGCCCCCCAACCCCACACUCUUCACAGAGAUGGACACACUGCAGCACGACGGGGAGGAGAUGGAGUGGAAGGAGUCAGCCAGGUGGAUAAAGUUUGAAGAAAAGGUGGAGGAAGGCGGGGAAAGGUGGAGCAAACCCCACGUGUCCACGCUGUCUUUGCACAGCCUGUUUGAGCUGCGGACGUGCCUGCAGACAGGAACGGUGCUCCUGGAUCUCGAUGGUUACUCUUUGCCCCAAAUCAUAGACGAUGUCAUUGAGAAGCAGAUAGAGGACGGUCUGCUCAAACCUGAGCUGAGGGAAAAGAUCAGCUACGUGCUCCUCAGGAAGCACCGCCACCAGACCAAGAAGCCAAUCCACCGCUCCUUGGCCGACAUCGGCAAGUCGGUGUCCUCCAACACAAGUCGCAGCCCCGUCCGCAGCCCAGCUGCAGGUGCUGCCUUCCAUCGCUCCACGGAGGACCUUCGGAUGCGGCAGAGCGCGAGCUACGGCCGCCUGCGCCACGUGCAAAGCCGAAGCAUGAAUGAUAUCUCAGACACACCGAGCACCGACCAGCUGAAAAACAAGUUCAUCAAGAAGAUCCCCAAGGAUGCAGAGGCCUCCAACGUGCUGGUGGGAGAAGUGGAAUUCCUUGAGAAGCCCUUCGUAGCGUUCGUGCGGCUGCUCCAGGCAACCAUGCUGGGAGGGGUGACGGAGGUGCCCGUCCCCACCAGAUUCCUCUUUAUUCUCCUGGGCCCCGCAGGAAAAGCCAAAUCCUACAAUGAGAUCGGCAGAGCCAUCGCGACCCUCAUGGUGGAUGAUCUCUUCAGUGACGUUGCUUACAAAGCCAGAGAUAGAGAAGACCUGAUUGCUGGCAUAGAUGAAUUUCUGGAUGAAGUCAUUGUCCUGCCACCUGGCGAGUGGGACCCCAACAUUAGGAUCGAGCCACCCAAAAAAGUGCCCUCAGCUGAGAAGAGGAAAUCAGUUUUCUCAUUGAAUGAAGUGGGGCAAAUGAAUGGCACAGCUGGAGGGGCAGGUGCUGGGAGCGGUGGAGGAGGCAGUGAUGAUGGGGAGAUGCCUGAAGUGCAUGAAAUUGGGGAAGAGCUCGCAUGGACUGGGAGGUUCUGUGGUGGCCUCUAUUUGGAUAUCAAGAGGAAGCUUCCCUGGUUCCCAAGUGACUUCUAUGAAGGCUUUCAUAUCCAGUCCAUUUCUGCCAUCCUCUUCAUCUACCUGGGCUGCAUCACCAAUGCCAUCACAUUUGGGGGUUUGCUUGGAGAUGCAACAGAAAACUACCAGGGUGUCAUGGAGAGCUUCCUUGGCACAGCAAUGGCAGGUUCCAUGUUUUGCCUCUUUGCUGGGCAGCCGCUCAUCAUCCUCAGCAGCACCGGCCCCAUCCUCAUCUUUGAGAAGCUGCUCUUUGACUUCAGCAAAGGUAACGGCAUCGACUACAUGGAGUUCCGCCUCUGGAUCGGCCUGCACUCUGCCCUACAGUGCCUUAUCCUGGUGGCCACUGACGCCAGCUUCAUUAUAAAGUACAUCACCCGCUUCACAGAGGAAGGCUUCUCCACCCUCAUCAGCUUCAUCUUCAUCUACGAUGCCAUCAAGAAGAUGAUAGGGGCCUUUAAGUACUACCCCAUCAAUUCGGACUUCAAGCCAGACUAUGUGACCAUGUACAAAUGCGAGUGCAUUGCUCCUGACCCAGCCAACAUGACACUGUUCGAUGCUUCAGUUCCAGUAGCACCAAACACCACUAACGUGUCUCUGUACAAUGCUAUUAACCUCACAGCUCUGGAUUGGACUCAGCUGAGUAAGAAGGAGUGUCUCAAGUACGGCGGCAGCUUAGUGGGGAAAUCCUGUAAAUUCGUGCCCGACCUGGCCCUCAUGUCCUUCAUCCUCUUCUUUGGGACCUACUCCAUGACGCUCACCUUGAAGAAGUUCAAAUUCAGCCGCUACUUCCCCACCAAGGUUAGGGCCUUCAUUGCUGACUUUUCCAAUGUCUUCUCCAUCCUGCUGUUUUGUGGUGUGGAUGCCUGUUUCGGCCUGGAUACCCCGAAGCUGCACAUCCCCAGUAUCAUCAAGCCCACGCGUGUGGACCGAGGGUGGUUUGUGUUUCCCUUUGGGAAGAACCCAUGGUGGGUGUACCUGGCCAGCGCGCUGCCUGCCCUGCUCGUCACCAUCCUCAUCUUCAUGGACCAGCAGAUCACAGCCGUCAUCGUCAACAGGAAGGAGCACAAGCUGCGGAAAGCAGCAGGCUACCACCUGGACCUCUUCUGGGUGGGCAUCCUCAUGGCAGUGUGCUCCUUCAUGGGGCUGCCCUGGUACGUGGCAGCCACCGUCAUCUCCAUCGCCCACAUCGACAGCUUGAAGAUGGAGACAGAGACCAGCGCUCCUGGGGAGCAGCCCCAGUUCCUGGGGGUCAGGGAGCAGAGGGUGACGGGCAUCAUUGUCUUCGUGCUCACAGGGAUUUCUGUGUUCCUGGCCCCGAUUCUGAAGUACAUCCCCAUGCCAGUGCUGUACGGUGUCUUUCUGUACAUGGGCGUCGCGUCGCUGAACGGCAUCCAGUUCUGGGACCGCUGCAAGCUCUUCCUCAUGCCAGCCAAGCACCAGCCCGACUACGUCUUCCUGCGGCACGUUCCGCUGCGCCGCAUCCACCUCUUCACGCUGGUGCAGAUCGUCUGCCUGGCCGUGCUCUGGAUCCUCAAAUCCACCGUGGCUGCCAUCAUUUUCCCUGUCAUGAUUUUAGCCCUGAUCCUGGUGAGGAGACUGCUGGACUUUGUCUUCUCCCAGCAUGACCUGGCCUGGAUUGACAACAUCAUCCCUGAGAAGGAGAAGAAGAAGGAAGAUGACAAGAAGAAGAAGAAAAAGGGCAACAAAGGGGACAGCAGCAGUGAUGAGGAGGAAAGAGGUCCCCCACCUGGAGCUCUGCGUUCUGACUCCUCUCCAAAUGGUUCUGACAUGGAUCGUAGCAUUACACUCCACCUGAAGAUUUCAUGCCCAUCAUCUCCUGCAUUUAAUUACUCCCGAAGCCCCAUCUGUGCUGUGCCCCAGGUGAAGAUAGAGAUGGAGUCAGACUAUGAGGACACCGACACCGAAAAGGCACCGCGGGACAUGGGCAGUGAGACCACGCUAUAGUUCCCUGCAGUGCUUCCUCUAAUUUAUAUAUAUAUAUAGAUAUUUAUAUAUUCAUAUAUAUAUAUAAAGCAAAUUGGACAUAUUUUUCUACAUGAGACUGAGGAGAGUGCUGGCCCCCAAGGCUGCUGCUCCUGUAGUUACCUCUGUCACAUUUCCUCCCUCUCUGUUGGGCAAAGGCACCGGCGCUGAUAGCAAAAUGGGGCUCAAAAUGCAGAAAUGAGCAUUUUUGGCCUCUGAACCACUGCUGGGCUGGAGAAGCCAAAGGCAGCUGGGGGUGGUGCUGGGGAACGUCCCAGCCAUCCCAUCAGGGUCCUGCUGUAGGGGAGGGGUUCUCCUGCCCAGGGGGGCUCAGCACAGAGGCAGGGGAUGAGGAUGCGUUGGAGGCUGAGGACUGGCAGGAGGAGGGAAAGCUCAGGAGCUGCAGUGCCUGAGGUGGGUGUGCUGUGGGAGCAGCAGGAAGGAACAGAGCUUGAUCACUGCUGCGGAGAACUGGGAAUGCUUUCCAUAAGGAACUGGGCAGCAGAGCUGAGCACGGCCAUGCCUGACCCCGUGUCACUGCCCCAGCAAGGCGCAGUGCUGGGUCCCAAAAUCCAGGAGCCCUGUUGCUGCACCCAGCCAGGCCUUUCCUGCACCUUCUCCUUGCUCCAUACACACCAAGGAGCCUCCCAGCUCCUGGACAAGGGAGUCCACACUCCUCAAGCUCCUCCACCCCCAUUACACACACAUGGUUUAACAGCAAACAUCCCCCCACGUAACCCCAGGAUGGGGCUUCUUCUGCCUUUAUUUUAAGGCUGCAAAACCCCCUCUCUCUUCCCCCAGGCAGAAACAGCCUACCUGGUAUUUAUAGGAGCUCUGUGCUCUUGCCAGCCAGCAGCUCCUGGGACACUGACUAAAUAUUGCACCUGGUCUGAACCUCCACGUGGGACAGCCCAGUUCUUUGUAAAUAGUCAAGUCAAACAAGAAGGACUUGAAUGCAAUUUUGUGUUUAUAGCAGUGUUUUUCUGGUUCAAGAACACCUAUGGAACCAUGGUGAGCUUAAUAAGACAGCAUUACUCUGGUCACCACUUUAGCUUGACGUUAACAUUAAGAGCUAUUGCAGCUUGGGUGCACCGUGUCUAUUUUUUAGUAUUUUGUACCAAUCUCAUGCAUGGUAGCUGAAGCAUGGCACAGGUAGGUUUCUGCUUGUAAUCACUGCACCGUGGUUAAUUUGCUUUAUCCACUAUGUCAGCUCUACUGCACAGCAGCCCUGGAAAGGCUUCAUGGACUCUGGGGGCUGUUCCAUAGGUCGCAGCUGAAGCCUCAGCUCAGCUCCUUCUAGAACACAGCUUGUUUCCAUUUAUCCAUUUUGCAAAAUCUCACACAUGGUUUAUACUUUUUGUAUAUGAAAUACUGGAGCAUCACAGAUUUGCCAGCCCCGUUACAGCACUACUUUUAGCCAUUUUGUAUUUACCAGUGAUACAAUCCAAUAAAUCUCACUUAAAUUAGUCUCAGCUCUCACUGUGUUUCUGGUGCAGCCUCAGCCCUUUGAACCUCAGCUUCCCUUUCCAGGUGCAUUCCCCUGGCCAGC